This is a messenger RNA of Symbiodinium necroappetens, 408 nucleotides long. NCBI's taxonomy places the organism in Eukaryota, Dinophyceae, Suessiales, Symbiodiniaceae. The record is from the annotation of a GenBank genome assembly.
AUGUUCUAUGUCGAAGCCCCCGAGAAUCCCAAGUUUGGCAGCGUUGCAGACUGCCUCUGGUGGGGGACCACUGCCCUCACCACUGUAGGUUACGGCGAUCUGUACCCUGAAAGUCCUAUGGGUCGACUGGUCGCAAGCAUCACGGCCUUCCUAGGAAUCGGCUUAUUUGCGUUGCCAGCUGGUAUCAUCACCACUGGCUUCCGACUGGAAGAGGAGCGUCGGCUUCACAGGAAGCUCUCUGUGCCUCUGGACGACGGGUCCCCUGCCGGCGAGACAGAGUUUCAGCUGGAGCUUCUGCGCAGCAUACAGCGCCUGGAGAGAAAACUGGAGGGGCUGGAAGGCAAGCUGCAGGACGUGCAUGGCGAGAUUCAGAGUCUGCGUGUCGAACGAGACCGCCACAAGCCCUAG